UGCGUGCCGGAUCAUCAACUUUUUUUAGUGAUACCGUUUGCAGCAAAUUUUUGCGUUUCCACGUUUGCAACAUUUGUGCGUUUGCGUGGUAAGUAUGCUCUGAACACAUUUUCGAGUGUGAGGUUCUUCAAAACCUCCAGAGUCCAGGAAGUUUAGGAGGCCUUAAAGGAAGGAAUCAUGCUGGUGCCAGUGGUGUGCUUGUGGAUGCUGCUGCUGAGCAGGGCAGAAGCUCAAUCUCUAACUCCAGGUAGCAUUCUCACGCCCGGAAGCAAUCGCUUCUGGACGUCCUCCAACGGCAUGUUCGGCUUGGGAUUCUUCAAUUCAUCAGCCCCCACCACUGAAAUUCAUGUCGGGAUUGCUUUCGUGGAUCAGAUGCCUCCGACGCUGGUAUGGAUGCCCAAUAGGACCCAGAGUUUGAGCAGCAACAGCAGCUUGCAAGUCACAGACUCCGGUCUCGUAAUCAUCGAGUCUGGCGAGACAGUGUGGCGGAGCGGUGCAGCUGGAGCGGUCGUAGCAGAAGCCGAGCUCCUGGAUGUGGGAAAUUUCGUGUUGAGAUCUGCAAGCUCCAACAUAGUGUGGCAGAGUUUUGAUUUCCCCACGGAUACUCUGCUACUGGGACAGAAGCUACUGCCGAUUGCUGGCCAGGCUCUUUCAUCUUGGAGGACCAAGGCUGAUCCAAAGCCAGGGCCGUUCUCGAUGGUCAUGGACGGGGACAUGUCCAAGCCGCGGCUGCUGUACCAAGGUGCAAUCGAGUACUGGAGCUGGACCACAGCGAAGUUCAAUGAGUUCAGAUUCUCGGAUGAUCCUGGGAACGAGACUACCGGGAACCUUACUGUUGGUUCGAUCAUCCAGGAUUCAUACUGCGACGCGCAGCUGGUGAGCACCGAGUUCGCGAAUUACAGGAAGAGGCUCACACUCGAUCCGGACGGUAACUUUCGGUACUAUGUCCGAGCACCGAAUUCAACCAAGUGGGGGGUGGUGUGGAGAGCUCUCUUUGAUGCCUGCGAUGUGUACAGCACCUGCGGUAUUAACGGCUUGUGCGACUUCAAUUCUCCAGCCAACUCCAAGCCUCCCGCCGGCUGUCCCGUGGCUGAUGAAGAUCCACACCCGUGCAGUUGUCCACCCGGCUACCGUCCCGUCGACUCCAGUGAGCCGCAGAUUGGAUGCCAGCCCCAGGAACCGCUCAGGUGCCCAUCGAGAGACUUCCAAAAGCUUAACGACACUGUGUUUGCGGAGCUCUUACCUUCAAAAGAAGCCGACUACAGAAACAUCAAGGAGUCCGAGUGCGUAAUCAACUGCGGGAACCAGCUGAACUGUAGCUCCUGCGCUGCUGCCGUGUAUUCCACGGCUUCUUCCGAGUGCUGGCUCGUGGCGUCACCUCUUGUGAACGGCAGCAUCUCUUCGAGUUCAGGUAAGCUUGUUUACGUGCGAGUGCCACCCUCGAAUUCAUCAUCUGGUGGGGGUUUGACGCUGGGGGCGAAAGUUGGGAUCGGGAUAGGCACGCCGAGCUUCUUGUUGGUACUGCUGCUGUGUUCUGUGCUCGGGUCAUAUGAAUACAAGCGGUACAGGAAAGGUCAAGUCCUGAAGCAUGGAGUCUCGGAAGGUGUUGGAGGAUUACAGAAGUUCAGCUAUGACUAUCUGAAGUGUGUUACGAAGGACUUUGCGAAUGUGUUGGGACAAGGUGGCUAUGGCGCUGUCUACCUCGGGGUGUUACCGGACGAUACAAGAGUAGCGGUCAAGCUCCUGAAUGAAGGUUUUCCACAAGAAUUCGAUUCAGGCUCAAACGAGGACAAGAGUUUCUUGGCAGAGGUGGCAACUCUCGCGAACAUACGCCACUCAAACGUGGUACACUUGCUGGGCUUCUGUCUGGAGGCUCCCAAGCAUCUACUGGUGUAUGAGUAUUUGGAGAAUAAGUCGCUGGACAAGGUCCUCUUCGAGCCGACCACACCGCUCACGAAGUGGAAGACCAGGAUGCAAAUUCUCAUAGGUGCAGCCCGAGGGAUCGAGUACUUCCAUAGUUACAGCGGUGACAGGAGAGUUGUUCACCGGGACAUCAAGCCGGCCAACGUGCUCCUGACUGCCGACUUCCACGCCAAGGUUGCGGACUUCGGGCUGGCCAAGAUCAUGGACACUGCGACUCAUACCACCAACUUCACUAUGCCUGGGACAGUCGGCUACCGGGCUCCGGAAUGCACCAUCAUCGGCGACGCCAUCACCGUUCAGGCCGACGUCUUCAGCUUUGGAGUCGUGUGCAUAGAAGUUGUAUCCGGGAGGCGGCUCGUGUACGUGGAACAACAAGGACGGACUCGGGUCCUGCUCUUCAGGAGGGCUCUGGAGCUCAUGCUGCAGGAGGAGUACAUGAAGCUGGUCGACGAGAGGCUUGCAGAGGACGGGAUCGAUGAGGACGAGGUGCGGAAGGUGGUGAGAGUUGCCGGCUGGUGCUUGCAGGAGGAUCCCAAGCAGAGGCCCACUAUGGACGCCGUGGUAGCACUGCUGAACGACGAUACCAAGGCCGUUGAAAUGCCACCGUUGGAAGGCAGCCUGCCGGCCUACGUGUUCAGGAACUUUGAGAGCGAGGAUGAAGUUUCGGUUGCAAGGUUGACCGGCGACACCCUUUCCGUCGGCUCAAGCUUGGCUCGUGAAUGAAAAUGAUUGUCUUGUCAAGUGUCAAGUCCGACCAAAUUGAAUUCAGCUCAA
This is a messenger RNA of Selaginella moellendorffii, 2697 nucleotides long. RefSeq names its product G-type lectin S-receptor-like serine/threonine-protein kinase At2g19130. Lineage: Eukaryota; Viridiplantae; Streptophyta; Lycopodiopsida; Selaginellales; Selaginellaceae. Gene Ontology annotation, biological process: recognition of pollen; protein phosphorylation. The record is from RefSeq and is a predicted model, not a curated record. Bases 178 to 2646 code for a protein of 822 amino acids. Gene Ontology annotation, molecular function: ATP binding; protein serine/threonine kinase activity. The transcript has a single exon.